Psylliodes chrysocephalus is the source of this 1158-nucleotide messenger RNA. The record is from the annotation of a GenBank genome assembly. NCBI's taxonomy places the organism in Eukaryota, Metazoa, Arthropoda, Insecta, Coleoptera, Chrysomelidae.
CUAAAUUUAACGGAAAUAUAGAAUCUAUUGACUUCACAGUAUAUAGGCAGCAGUGUUCGAGUUGAACCAUAUUUUUUAUUUACCUUUUGAUAGUAAAAUAUAGAUAAUAUCACUAAAUAUUCCUAUCGAAACUGCCGUCAUUUUAUAAUAUUUGAUAAUAAAUUAUAUGUUUUGUAUUGUCGGUGUUGUAAAAUGUCUACAAAAGAUCUCUUAGUGUGUGAUGUUCAAAAAGUUCGUGAAAAAUGGGGAAAAACUGAAGCAGAUGUAAAACGAGACGUAGAAAUACUAAAAGAUUGGCUGAAAAGUCAGAAACAUUUGCCCGAAAUACCAAGUGACAAUAUGAUUGAAUUUAUAUUAACAAAUUGUAAAUAUAGCAUAGAGAGAACUAAACCCCAUUUGGAUAUGUACUAUACUGUACGAACUGUGAUGCCUGAAAUUUUUGAUCAAAACCAUCCUAGUCAGCCUGAUCAUCAAGCCAUUUAUGAACUGAUGGACUACGUAGUUUUGCCGAAAUUGACAAAAUCCUUGUGCAGAGUGACUGUGAUUAAGUUUAAAGAGGGCAGUGCUGACAAAUUAGAUCUUCUUAAUAUGUUAACUUAUGGUACAAAUAUUUAUGAAGUAAGAGUUAACGAAGACCUUGUGAUGGGAGAAGUAUUUAUCAUAGACUGCCAAUAUUUUAAUCUUAGCCAUAUUGUAAAAUUUACCCCAUCUGUUCUGAAGAAGUAUAUGUUAGUAUCAGAAAAAGUAUGGGGGAGUCGUAUGAAAGAAGUUCAUCUCAUCAACUAUCCUAAUUCCAUUGAUACCCUGAUGUCGGUUGCAAAAGGACUCUUACAGAAAAAGUUAUAUGAUAGGAUUUUCUUACACUCCAGUUAUGAUAGUUUAUUAGAAAAAAUCCCUCGAGAUAUGUUGCCAAGUGACUAUGGUGGACAAGAAAAAUCAUUAAAAGAGUUAAUAGAUUUAUGGAAAUUGAAAUUCGAAGAAUAUAAUGAAAGAUUUGACAAAUUAUUGAAACUGAGAGUUGAUGAGAAACUUAGACCUGUAGCAUUGAGCAAUUCGGAAGUGUUAGGUUAUUACGGAAAUUUUAAGAAACUUGAUGUAGACUAAUUUCUGAUUUGUAAAAUUUACCUGUAGUUCAAAUAUACAAUAUUUUUUACUCUA